CUUGAUCGCGCGCGGUUUGCCGUUUUUCUGCGCUCUACACCCCCAACGCUCAACCAACGGCCGCCGCGAUGCCGUUGCAGUUCGAACUGUGCCCGGGCCGGCCAAUCGGCGGGGACCACCCCUGCUUCAUUAUCGCGGAGAUUGGCCAGAACCAUCAGGGGGACCUGGAGACCGCCAAGCGGAUGAUCCGAGUGGCUAAGGAAUGCGGAGCAGAUUGUGCCAAGUUUCAGAAAAGUGAACUAGAGCACAAAUUCAAUAAGCGAGCCUUGGAGAGGCCAUACACUUCCAAACACUCUUGGGGGAAAACUUACGGAGAGCACAAGCGCCACCUGGAGUUCAGCCAUGAUCAGUAUCGAGAGUUGCAGCGAUAUGCAAAGGAGAUUGGCAUUUUCUUCACAGCAUCAGGCAUGGAUGAGAUGGCUGUAGAGUUUCUGCAUGAUCUGGAUGUUCCAUUUUUUAAAGUCGGAUCCGGAGACACUAACAAUUUCCCAUACCUGGAAAAGACAGCCAAAAAAGGUCGCCCGAUGGUGAUUUCGAGCGGGAUGCAGUCAAUGAACACAAUGCAACAAGUUUACAAGCUGGUGAAACCUCUUAACCCGAACUUCUGUUUUCUCCAGUGUACCAGUGCUUACCCUCUUCAGCCUGAAGAUGUCAACCUUCGUGUCAUAACGGAAUAUCAGUCCACCUUCCCAGAUAUUCCUAUUGGCUACUCUGGUCAUGAGACUGGGAUAGCCAUUUCCAUUGCAGCAGUUGCUAUGGGUGCAAAAGUCCUUGAGCGCCACAUUACACUGGACAAAACCUGGAAAGGCAGUGAUCAUCAAGCAUCCCUGGAGCCAAAAGAACUGGCAGAACUAGUGAGAAGCAUCCGGAUGGUGGAGAAAGCCAUGGGGUCCCCAGUCAAGCGGCUCCUGUCCUGUGAAGUGGCUUGCAAUGAAAAGUUGGGAAAAUCUGUAGUGGCCAAAGUCCGGAUUCCUGAAGGUACCACACUUACACUGGACAUGCUCACGGUAAAAGUGGGGGAACCCAAAGGAUACCCGCCAGAAGACAUCUUCGACUUGGUUGGCAAGAAGGUCAGGAUAAAUAUUGGUGAAGAUGAAACCAUCGUCGAAGAUGCCAUUGAAAACCAUGUGAAAAAAGUGAAAUGCUAAUUUGUGAUUAUUUUGUGAAAUGGGACCUUGGGAAGCACUGUGGCAACAUACUAAAACCAGAAUGUGCUGAGGUUCAAAUGAAGGGUUUUGGGGAAGGGAACCGCAAUGUGAUUUUUUUCUUGUGGGUAGGCUAAAAUUUCAAUACAAUUCAGUGUAGUGCUUCUUGGGGGAUCUUUAGUUUUUCUUUAUUGUUGAAAGCUUUUUGCUAAGCCAUGACACACUAACCUACCCAGAGAGACUUUUCUGAAAGGUAGUGCAGGGCUUUGGAAAAAUAUGUAUUUGUGUGGGCAGGAUCAGUGCCAACAAAUGAAUGCCUCUUCAACAAGACGUGUGUUCCAGGCCUUUUGUAGUGUUUUCAGAAUUCAGAACGAGACGUUGCUAUGCUACUUGCAAUACUUCCAAGAUAUAUACUGUACAAGAAUCUCCACUGUGCCCUUGAUCAGAAGUUUUCUCCUUGUCCCAUCACAAAGAAUGGCAGAGGGAAAACUGAAUGUAUACAAGCUGUACAUGGUUGCUGCAGUUACACAACUAGGUGUGUAAACUUCUCAAAACAAAUCUUUUGGGGCAUAGGUGUGCUGUGUGUGCCUUCAGUUUUAGCUAUUCAAAUUGUGGGAGAUUCUGUUGUAAAUUGAGGCAAUGUAGAAGUUCUGGGAUAUAAUUUGGGACAGCAGUGAUAAAGGAAACAAUUCAUCUGACAGGAGAGCCUAUAAAAUAGCAUAGCAGGAGAAAUCAUGUGUCUAAUAACGGGCUGCCACUCAGAUUCAUGAGCAUUUAGUGGACUUUAACAUUUCAACCUGUCUCCACACCAUGAAGGCUAGUAACAUGGAGCUCUGUGAGAGAAAACUAACAGUUGCCUUCAUGUAUUUAUUUGGAAGUAAAAUCCCACUGCACUUGGGUGGGUGCACUACUGAGCAAGCAUGCUUAAGGUUGGAGUGUCAGACUGUCAAGGUUUUCCAGAUCAUGACUAUUCAAGAUUCAUUGUAAUGAAUCUAGAAAUGUUUCUAUUAGGUAAUGGGGCUUGCACACUUCUGCCUCAGCUUGAUAAUAAAUUAUUGUUGUUAUUAUUGAUAAAAAGGAAUGUGUUUCGCUUAAAAUGAAGGCCAGAGGUUGUUUUUACUUGAGCUCAAUUUGCUUUAAGCAUAAUCCCCAUGCAUAGGUUGUGGUACUGGGAUUGCAUCAGCCCACCCGCAUCGCUCUUGCUUCCCUCUGCACUGGGCAUCACAAUUCGAUGGAUUGUAUGCACAUAAGGCCUGAUUUGUGUAGACGGUGCUGUCACAAAAUCCAGGAAGCUGGAUGGCAUGACUCGGCCCUAUGUUGCUCUGCAAACGUUCUGUCCCAGGCUGUGGGUGUCACUGGAGCUUGGGAGGCAGGGGUGAGAGAGUCAGCACAAUCCUGAUCCCUCACUCUGUUCUGAUCAAAUGUCUGCACAGGACUUUUCUGAAUCAUGAUUUUGCUGUUAAUGAUUGAGUUAAACAAUGACAAUAUAA
Messenger RNA from Lacerta agilis (Sand lizard), 2635 nucleotides. It is a transcript of the gene NANS, whose product is annotated as N-acetylneuraminate synthase. Bases 69 to 1148 code for a protein of 359 amino acids. Gene Ontology annotation, biological process: carbohydrate biosynthetic process. The record is from RefSeq and is a predicted model, not a curated record. The transcript is spliced from 6 exons. Gene Ontology annotation, molecular function: N-acylneuraminate-9-phosphate synthase activity. Lineage: Eukaryota; Metazoa; Chordata; Lepidosauria; Squamata; Lacertidae.